AGCACAUUUCUUUUUCCAAUAAUUAAUUUAAAAUGAAUAUUGAUAAUCAAGAUAAAUCAAGAGCUAUAAAAGCUGAAAAGCAGGUUGAAAGAUUAGAAAGAGAACUUGAGCUGCUAAAGUCACGGAUUAAAAAAACAGGUACAACAUCAUCUACUAAAGAAUUAGAUAAAAUAAACUUUCAACUUCAAGAACAAGUAAAAGAUUUAAAAUAUCAACUUAAAAAUCAACAAUCAGAAUACUCAAAGUUAAAAGAAACUUUAACAACAAAAACAACUGAAUAUGAAGAAAAGUUGAAACGAAUGAGAGAAAUAUUUGGACAAGCAUCAAAGAAUAUAGAUAAAUAUCGAGUUACCAUCGCUUCUAAAGAUGUAGAAAUUGAAAGACUUAAGACUGAAUUACAAGAAAGUCAAAUGAAAGAGCACACAUAUAAAGCGACUUCUGAAUCACAACAAUUAACGAUUGAAAAAGUAAAUGCAGAAAUUACUAAUGCCAAAACUUUUUAUGGAACAGAAAUUAAACAGAUGGAAGCAAAAAACAGACAACUAACAAUUCAAUUGGAACAAACUAAAAACGAUUAUGAACAAUAUAAAAAAAGGGCACGUACUUUGCUUGAAACAAGUAAAGAAGAAAAACUGAAUUUAGUAAGAAUUGAUGAAUUGGAAAAGCUUGUUCAACAACUUCAAGCCGAGAAAAUGUAACAAAAAUAAGCCAUGAAAUAUAAAAGAGAACAAACAGAGCAUCAAUCUUUAUUAGAAUAUGACCUUAGAAAAACACUGGAUCGUAUAUGUGAAUUAGAAACUAUCCAAAACAAGUUGAUAAAAGAAAACAAUGUAAAAGAAGGAAUAAUAAAUGAAUUAAAAGCGUCUUUUAAACAAGAAAAAGAAAACCUUGAAGCAG
Molecule: messenger RNA, 897 nt
Organism: Cokeromyces recurvatus
Lineage: Eukaryota; Fungi; Mucoromycota; Mucoromycetes; Mucorales; Mucoraceae
Exons: 6
Coding region: 33-698 (221 amino acids)
Source: RefSeq, a predicted model, not a curated record